AUGACACCUGCCAACAACAAGAAGAGAUCCACCAUGAUGACUCCAGCGCGCCGCGUUCGAACUUCCCGUCGUCACAUGCCAACCAUGACCAUGGCGGCUCCCGAUCGCUUCAUCCCCAGCAGAGCCAAGACAGAUGCCUCCAAAGUACGACGAGCGUUGUUGGCGAACGGCGCAUCGUCCAAGUCCGAGGAUGAAUGCUACAACAAGCAGCUCCGAGAAGUGCUCUUUCAAGACGAUGCCGAGAACGAUCGUCUGUUGCACUUCUCCUCUGCCACAACCACAAAGCGCGACGCCUUUCGCACACAAGCGGGGACCAUUCAAAGUCCAUUUGUGCAUGGCGUGGGUGCAAACGUUAGCAACUCUGUCAAGAAAGCAAAGACCACGCAGCAGAGCCGAAUCCUUCCGCUGCGAAAGCUCGACGCUCCAGGCUACUUGGUCGACAAGGGCCUCCGACUCAUGAGUUCUGGUCCAUCGCUCGCCGUUGCACUUCACGACCGACUGUACCUGUGGAAUGAUGGCAGUGUCCAGUGUGUCAAUGAUACCGACGACGACGACGAGUGCAUUUCCUGUGUCUGCUGGUCACCCAAUGGCAAGUAUAUUGCGGUGGGCAAGAAUGGGAGCAUUGAAGUGUGGUGCCCCAAACGGUGUCAAUUGGUGGCCAAGGCAACUUUCUAUCAGCAAUCGUGGGUCACAGCCAUUGCAUGGCACUCGUCUUCCAAUCAACUGGUCGCAGCCAACGCGGCUGGAAUCAACCGCUACACCAUUUCGGACAACUCGGUAUCGCUGCAGCAUGUGGCACGAUACAAGGGACACGGCGACUGUGAAAGUGAAGUAGUCCUCUCUCUUGUGUGGACUCCAGAUUACUUGUUCAGCGCAGCCACCGACGGAGAAAUCCGAAUCUGGGAGAAGAAACAAAAAGUGGAUGAAACCAUGUGGAUGGCACCCAUUCCGCCGGUCCGAAUUCUAAAGCAGCCGGGUGUCGCCAAGAUCAAGGCCCAUCCCAUGCAACCGCAUCUUCUCUACUGUGGCGGCGACGACGGGAUCGAAUGCUAUGACGCGCGCAGUGCAACCAAAGUCCCACGCCGAUGCAUUGAAAUGCAGGAAGAAAAGGUAACUGACUUCGUCUUGUCGCCCUUUGACACAGAUGAGUGUGUGGUGGCCGUCGACAAUGAACUUACACUGUUUUCGUUCACUCGCAAUUCCAAAGUCAUCGAACGAUUCUAUUCGAAGGAGAAGAUUGGCGACUAUCUCUGCUUGGAUGGCGGCAAGGAUGGCACGGUUCUCGGUGUUGGCGAACAAGAGACAAUUGCCAUGAUGAAAGUCUUCCGACGCCCUCGAAAGGUGGCUGUCUUCAAGACAUCGGCGAUGAUCAAUGGCUUGAGCGGAGUGCGAUAA
Seminavis robusta is the source of this 1395-nucleotide messenger RNA. The record is from the annotation of a GenBank genome assembly. NCBI's taxonomy places the organism in Eukaryota, Bacillariophyta, Bacillariophyceae, Naviculales, Naviculaceae.